UCUCAGUGACUGUUGUAAUUCAGCACACGUUGUCAUUGCUUUCUCGAGUUUAGAUGAAUGUAUCAGAGAUCGUAGAGUGAUACGAGACACAGUGUAAUAUAGAUUUCAGGACAUUAUUUACGAUUCAGAGAGACCCGUGUAAAGCCUUUGUUUGAUUAAACUUCAGCAUUUCAUCUCUCAAAUUAAUAAUCUUAUCAAUUAAAUAAUUUAUUCUCAUAUACGAGUGUCCAGUCCGUAUAAAGAGCAGUGUUUGUGUUAUUUCCGCGGCGAUGGAGAGUAACAUGAUCGACGAGGUGAUCUCAGGUGUCUGUGACCCGUCCGCCCGAAAGCCUCACCGGGCGGCUCUGAUUCUGGCCCGCGGUGGCAGUAAAGGAAUCCCUCUGAAGAACAUCAAGAAUCUGGCCGGUGUUCCUCUCAUCGCCUGGGUUCUGAGAGCUGCCUUGGAUUCAGAAGUCUUUGAGAGCGUGUGGGUUUCCACGGAUCAUGAUGAGAUUGAGCGCGUCGCAAGAGUCUGGGGCGCAAAAGUUCAUCGGCGCAGUCCUGAAGUGUCCAAAGAUUCGUCCAGCUCACUGGAGACCAUCCAGGAGUUCAUCCGAGUGAGACCCGAGGUGGACAUCAUCUGUCAUAUUCAGGCCACGUCUCCAUGUCUUCAUCCUCAUCACAUCAGAGAAGCCCUGCAGAUGAUCACUGAACAGGGCUGUGACUAUGUGUUUUCGGUGGUUCGCAGACACCAGUUUCGCUGGGAAGAGGUGGAUAAGAAAGAUGAUAAGAAUCCGACGUCUCCGAACCUUGACGUGGCACGCAGGCCUCGACGACAAGAUUGGCCUGGAGAACUCUACGAAAACGGCUCUUUCUAUUUUAGCACAAGAAAGGCUUGGGAAAACGGGCUUAAACAGUUGAAGAAGAUGGCCUACUAUGAAAUGCUGCCUGAGUACAGCGUUGAUAUCGAUGUGGACAUCGACUGGCCUGUCGCUGAGCAGAGAGUUCUGAGGUUUGGCUACUUUGGCCGAGAGGAGAAAGCGGCGGUCAGGCUGUUUCUGUGUAAAGUGUCUGGCUGUUUGACGAACGGACAAAUAUUCACAUCGGUUUCAGGCGAGGACCAUGUGGCCAUCAAUGCUCGAGACGUGGCAGGCAUACAGAUGCUGCAGAGAGACAAUAUAGAGGUGAUCCUCAUGACCAGCGUGAAUGAGCUGCUGUCCAGGGCUCUGCUGGAGAAGGUCGCCCAGCUCGCCGGCUGUGGCCUUAGGUUUGGAGAGCAGCUGGAUGGGCUUGAGGUGCAGUGGCUAAUGAAAGAGAAGAAGCUGCGGUGGGAUGAAGUGGCCUUCAUGGGUUCAGAGUCUGAAGACAGAGAGAUCCUGUCUCAGGUGGGACUGAACGGCGUCCCGUCUGACGCACCCGUGGCGGAUCUCAUCGCAGCCAAAUAUAUGUGUCAGAGACCCGCCGGAAACGGAGCAGUUCGUGAAUUUGCCGAGUACAUACUGAUGCUGAAGAAAAAGAGCUUGAUGCCGGUGCACCAGGAGAACAUUGACAGGGCCAAUUUCUAGAUUCCAGUUCCUAUUUCCUAUUUCUUUACAAAAUAACCCUAACAGUCAGUUUGGGUCACUGUGAUCACAUGACAGUGAAUCUAUCUUAAGUUAAUAAAACACCUGUGUGUGUGUGUGUCAAUGAGCAAAUACUUACUGUUGUCGCUUUAUCUCUUCAUUUGAUCUUUAUAUAUUUACAUGUUCUUUCAAAUUCAGUAGUCAUUACUCCUUAUCCUAACUGAUGAUUAUGUAUUAAUGUUUAAUCUUAUACUUUGUCCUCACAAGUCACUGAGUGAUAAGGGAACAUCCUUAUUUCUUAUCAUGGUCAGCAUUGUGCAGCAGUAGUUCUCCAUGUCUUUUACUCAGGGCCGUUGCUGGGGCCAGCGGGGCCCCAGUGCAGGUCGUACCAGUGGGCCUUAUUUGAAAUUGUUUAAUUUGUAUGUUCAUUCAAUUGAUUUUUUUGUUCUAUUUAUACAGUGUUUAAGUUCUU
This is a messenger RNA of Carassius auratus (goldfish), 2013 nucleotides long. Its product is annotated as N-acylneuraminate cytidylyltransferase B-like. Gene Ontology annotation, molecular function: N-acylneuraminate cytidylyltransferase activity. The transcript has 8 exons. Lineage: Eukaryota; Metazoa; Chordata; Actinopteri; Cypriniformes; Cyprinidae. The record is from RefSeq and is a predicted model, not a curated record. The coding region runs from base 270 to 1544 and encodes 424 amino acids.